Messenger RNA from Brachypodium distachyon (stiff brome), 1347 nucleotides. RefSeq names its product AB hydrolase superfamily protein YfhM. The coding region runs from base 181 to 1134 and encodes 317 amino acids. The transcript is spliced from 5 exons. Gene Ontology annotation, molecular function: hydrolase activity. NCBI's taxonomy places the organism in Eukaryota, Viridiplantae, Streptophyta, Magnoliopsida, Poales, Poaceae. The record is from RefSeq and is a predicted model, not a curated record.
GCUCACCAAACCGCUACAAUACAAGUUUUAUGAACUCAUGGCUCAUCAAGCGGAGAUGCUGAGCAUCUUUUUAGUUAAGGAAAUAAAGUACAUCAUCAAGCAAAUUAGGUAGUACAGUAUAACCAAAGAAUUCCUAACAAGCUAAGCAAACCUAUCGAGUUUGCAUUGGAGAAGACAGAGAUGAGUCAGGAGAUAGAGCACUCUUACCUGUCCAUCAGAGGCCUCAAGCUACACAUAGCUCGCACUGGAAAAGUUGUUUCAGGUGAAAUAGGGAAGACGACACUGCUCUUUGUCCAUGGCUUUCCUGAAGUGUGGUACUCCUGGAGGCACCAGAUGGUGGCAGCAGCAGCUGCCGGGUUCUGUUGUAUUGCACCAGAUCUCCCUGGCUACGGCCUCUCUGAUCCGCCCAUUGACUUGGCAAAAGCAUCAUGGGAGGGCUUGAUGAAUGAUCUCCUGGAAAUUCUUGAUUCCCUGUCCAUUUCCAAGGUAUUCCUCGUGGCAAAGGAUUUCGGAGUCAAACCAGCCUUUGACCUUGCUCUCUGCCAUCCAAGUCGUGUAUCUGGUGUUGUGACCCUCGGUGUACCUCCUCUUGUGGGAAGCCUUCGUCUCACCACUGGACUUCCCGAGGGAUUCUACAAAUCCAGAUGGAAGGAGCCUGGGAGAGCAGAAGCAAGCUUUGGCAGGUAUGAUGUGAGGAGGAUCAUGCGCACAAUUUACAUCCUCUUCUCCAAAGCCGAAAUCCCCGUCGCCGAGCAAGGCCUGGAGAUCAUGGACCUUGUAGAUGAGUCGACACCACUGCCUUGGUGGUUCACUGAAGAAGACCUCUCGAUCUACACCCAUUUGUAUGAGAAGAAAGGUUUCAUCACUGCCCUCCAAAUUCCAUAUAGGACCAAUGCGGCAAAACCAGAAUGCGCCAAUCCAAGGUUUGAGAUGCCAAUGUUUGUGAUCAUUGGUCAGAAAGACUACAUCCUCAAGUUUCCAGGAAUGGAAGACUACAUGUCCAGUGAGAAGCUGAAAGAAGUUGCCCCAGACCAUGAUAUCACUUACAUCCCAGAAGGAUCCCACUUUGUUCAAGAGCAAUUCCCUGAUCUUGUUAAUCAGCUCAUGAUACACUUCAUUAAGAAACAUCUAUGAGAUAGUAAAAAGUAUCUGGUAUACUGAUCAAGCAAGAUCGCCGACUGUACUUGGUAUAUCAAGAAAUCGAUUUUGUACAAUAAGAGUAAUAUUUUCGUACCAAUUCUGCCAGUAAAAGGAAAAAUGGUCGAUUCUUGUACAAUGGUUUUGUACAAUAAGAGUAAAAUUUUCUUACUGAUUCUGUCAGUAUAUUACAAAGAUGAUUUUGUACAA